UUUAUUCAGUCAGUGGAGUCCCACGAAUCAUUUUCAGAUGACCAAGCCAACUGACAGAUUUCAACUUAAUCGUCAUGGUUUAGUGAAAAGCGUACCAUCGCGACUGUAGGUGGCGGUCACGUUGUGGACACCUGUUGAGCUGAUAGCAAAGCCGCUCUAUUGGAAACAGGAAGUAAGUAAGUGUCAUUGCAUUAUAGAGAUUAGAGCCAAAUAGCUGAGCCGUAUAAGAAGUUAUAAGAUUUUACCACGUUUUCGGUGUGUGCUUGUAUUUCCGAUAUUUUUUUGAGUUUUUUUAAUGUACUGAUUUUGACUAUAUAUAUGAACCAAAACACUUUUGGAUUUUAAUUCGUUUGAUUUUAGAUUUUUUUUUUUAGGUGAGCCCUGUUUUCUGCAUUGUUUGGCACGAGGGAGCUGUCCUUCAGCACCACGAAGUUUGCCCUGACCAUCGGAGAGCAGCUGGAGUUAAUUGCUUGCUAAUGUCGCUUGUAACUGCAUUAUUUUGAAUUCAAUUCCCACAGACGGUCAAUACUAAAACGUUGAAAAUAUGCAAUCUCUACUGUUUCAGCACUAAUGGGAAUGCCUCCACAAGACGGUCAUGGUCCUAACCCUAACUCCUGGACCUUCUCGGAGCUACUAGGCCAAAGGAGGCUAGUGGUAUUCGGGGUGCUCCUUACAUGGAUAGUCCUUUUCCACCUCCUAGUGAAUGUGUGGCUCCUCUGCCUCUUCACCAGCCUACUGGUGGUGCUGGGUGGCUGGCUCGGGUCCCGUGCCGCCCUGGAUGCCAACAGCCUGCUGCACCUGGAGCACUUCGUACCCUUGGGUCAACCCCAGUCUUCUCUCCCUUCCCCAGAGAGUGAGAGGAGGCUGGACUAUGAGAUCCACAGCGCAGUGCAGAAAGCUGUCCGAGACUUUGUGUCAUCAUGGUACCGCGACAUGCUGUCCGAGGAGGAAGAGAGGGAGGGGCCGGGGGAGUUUGAGCACAUCAUGCAGGAUGCCAUGUUGGAUUCUGUGAUGGAGCUCAAGGAGAGGGCUCGGUGUGUGGACAGGAGAGCGCUGGUCCAGAGAGCCCUGGAGUUGUGCGGCUGCCACCUGCAGAGCUACAUGACGGCCAGGGAGAUGAUGAAGCAGACGGAGGCAUGGCCGGGGCUGCAGUGCAGUGACAGCUCCGGCGGACCCAGUCUGUGGGGUCUGUACAGCCAAUCGGACACCCCCCACCCAGCCCUAGCAAGUCCAGCCACAGAGCUCAGCUACACCCGAGCUGUAGUGGACCUCCUGAUGCAAGUCCUGGUCCCUUUCCCUCACCUGGAGACCAGAACUGGGAGAUACAUGGUAGGGGAGCUGAUCUCCUGUAAUGUCCUUCUCCCACUAGUCAGUCGUGUGUCCGACCCAGAUUGGCUCAACCUCACCAUUGUGGACCUGUUCACCAAAUCCAAAGAGCCACCAGAUGAGACCCUGGACGAGCAACCGGAACAUUUAGCUCAGCUGCCUAGGAGUCAGACCCAGCAAGAGCUCUGGACCUGUUCUUCUUCCCAGCCUCAGAAUCAGAGAGAUCUGUCUGGCAACAGCCCUGGUCCUCCUGAUCCGGCUGCUCCAGCCUCACCAGAUUCCACAGAGUCUUGCCAUACAGCAUUGCCAGAUCUGAAGGAGGAAAUGCGGCCAAUCCUGCCGAUACCCUGCAUUCGUCCGUCAGUUCGGGUAAACAGUUUUCCUGUGUCUAUGGAUCUGCUGAGGUCCUGCAGUGGUGGCAGCCGCCUGUAUCAGGGUGCAGACUCUGACCUGGAAUCCCUGUCGUCAGAAUCCAAUCAGCUCUCAGUGGAGUCCCUGGACCAGCUAGAUUCUGAGGAGGAACAGACAGACAGCUUCUGUGACUGUGCCUCUCCGACUAACUUCUGCAGUGUGUUUGAAGAUGAGCCGUCUGGUUGCUUUGGUAACCUGAAGAUCCUGGGACCCAAGGGGCAGGUGUCUGAGCAGCCUCACUGGCCUGUGGGCAUGGAGGAGGAGCUGCACCCCCGCCGGCCUGCCCCUCCAGGGGGGCUGUGCCUGACCACCUUCAGCUUCGAACCCCUCGUCAGCCCUGACGGGCCUGUCCUAAUCCAGAACCUGAGAAUUACUGGGGCUGUCACAGCAAAAGAGCACCGCAGCACCGGCUCACAGCCCUAUACUUUAUACACAGUAAAGUAUGAGACUGUGGUUGAAUCAGAAACCCAGGGCAUUCUGCAGCCUGUAGCCUACCACACGGUGAAUAGGCGCUACAGCGAGUUCCUUCGCCUGCAGACACGCCUGGAGGAGAAGCCUGACCUCAAGAAGAUAAUUAAAAAUGUUAAGGGACCCAAGAAGACUUUCCCUGAUCUUCCAUUUGGAAACCUCGAUAUUGACAAGGUGGAAGUUCGAAAAGGACAGCUGGAUGCCUUUCUUAAACAACUGUGCAUGAUUCCUGAAACGGUCAACAGCAAUGAGUUGCAGGAGUUUUUGGCACUCAACACAGAUGCUGGCACAGCCUUCGAAAAGAAACCAUUUGUUAAGUCAAGGAUUGAUAAGAUAAUGGCAAAUGCUGUAGGCACUCUGAAAACGGCGUUCCCUCGCACUGAGGAUGACCUUGAUGGUGAACCUGCUGAUGGGAGGAAUGCCCCAGAAGGAAGGAAGAGGUCUGUCCGGGCGAGGUUCUCCAGCAAAGUUGCCCCUACACUGAACAUUCCUGAAAUCCAGCCAAAAGUCAUAUAUUGCUUUAAAGAAGGGUGCACUGUGUUCCAGGGCCUGUCUCUGUCUGGUCUUGAGGACUUUAUAAAGGAUCAGGAGGCAUUGCUCUAUGCUCCCCAGGAAAGAGAAGCUGACAGGAGGAGGUUUAGUGUUUUGCCUGGAAAAGACCGAAAGGAAGUUGGGUGUCGGAAUAGAAAACCAAGAGGGGCAGACACGGCAGUGGCAGACGUGGCUCUAAACAUCCUGUGUCUGUUGAUGAAGGACCAGUGGAGCUGGCUGUGUACCGAGAACAUCCAGAAGGCCAUCAGACUGCUGUUCGGCACCAUCAUUGAGAGGUGGCUGGAUGUGUGUGUGGCCCAUCUGGCCAGUGCCCCCUGCUGGAUAAUUUACCUCCAGGUGAUGCAGGAGGCGGUGUGGCCUGGAGGAGUCCUCCCUGAUGGGCCACGCCCUGACCGCAGCCCUGCCCAGAGGGAAGAAACUAGGCAGCAGUGUCUGUACUGUUUAACUCAACUUCUACCAGACCUGAUUGCUGACAUGCUGGGUUCUGAGAAGUACAGGUUGAGCUGGGAAAUGGCGCUGGAGUCUCUACAGGACCCUAACAUAAACCGAUGUCUAAUAAAGAAGCCACAAGCACACUUCUCAUUCAUGGAGCUCAGAUGUGUGUGAUUAUAGGAGUUGACUGGCUGGUGUUCACGUCAUAAAAUCAACGAAUUGUCCAAGGUUACAACACGGUCGCUUCUCUUGCUGACCACCUGCCAACCUUCAGACCCAUAGGCCACUGCACUGUAUAAGACAUGUCCUCUUCCAUAUCCCCACCCUGACAGUUCUUUGUGCACUAUAUGUGGUGCACACGUUCCUGGCAUACCUAUGGUAAUCCCCAUGUCUGUGUUAUAGGACUGACGACAUACACGGACGUACACUUAAUUAAAUCACUGCAGGAACGACAUCUGAGGUGAAAUGGUGGCCUCUUGUUGUUACGUAUUCACCUGGACAGGUCCAGAAGACAAAUAGCCAGGAGGAAUAUAACCACCGCAUUCUAAACAACUUAUUUCCUUCUGCAUAGGUCUUUUGUCAAAAGUACAGCUUAAUAAGAAGCCAUUUGGGAUUCUCUGGAAUCAAGACAUAUGAGAAACAUCUUGAGUUGGUUACAACUUAGAUUACAGACAAUUGGAGGAAGGUUAUAAAGGCAUUUGGUUUGAGUGAGAAAAGUAACAGCGUGUGUUUGCCAGAAUUCAGAGUUUUGUUACUGAUCUGUUGCCUUGAGCACCGAAUGUCUCCUGGCCGCUCUUCACUUCUGCAAUCGCUUUGAUCACACUAUACCACUUAUGUAAAACUGGUUUACAGUAAUGUAGCUUGCUGACGUAAAACUGCCGCUGCAAUGUUAUUCAGUCCUGCCUUUGAUUACAUCACUUUGGAAGUACUGUUGUGAAACUGUAUUGUACUUUUUCAAAACCGGGUUAAUAAGGUUAAAUAAGGAUUCCUCAAUAAACUUAAAUAUAUUCUGGAAAUGUCCUAAAUAAAUUAAAAUUAAAUUAUUUAUUUAAUUGAUUUGAAUACUCCAGGUGAAGUUUUGAAGCACAAGCUUUGACAGCAUAUCAAUCUCACAGACACACACACACACACCCGAAAUUAUAUACAGUAUCUGUUAGAAAACGUGUGGUUCUUAACAGUCCUCGGUUUUAUCCUCAGCUGCACUAGGAGUGUAUUUUUUGUUUCCACACCGCCUGGCUCACGGUAGAGAGGCUUUGGAGCCUUACUUGUAUGAAGCUUAAGCUGUCUGUCAAACCGGCAGGCCUGGGCCAGCCAUGAGAAAAUAAAGUGUAAUGAAAUUAAGAUUUAUCGUUAUUUUCAUUCUUUGAUGCAAGGUCUUCGAAUGUCUUGGACUUUAAUCAUGUCCAUCUGUCUUCGGUCGCUUGUUAGCUUAAUGUACACGCACAAUCCAUG
This is a messenger RNA of Esox lucius (northern pike), 4641 nucleotides long. Its product is annotated as sorting nexin-19. Gene Ontology annotation, cellular component: intracellular membrane-bounded organelle; early endosome membrane. Bases 571 to 3363 code for a protein of 930 amino acids. NCBI's taxonomy places the organism in Eukaryota, Metazoa, Chordata, Actinopteri, Esociformes, Esocidae. Gene Ontology annotation, molecular function: phosphatidylinositol binding. The record is from RefSeq and is a predicted model, not a curated record. The transcript has 13 exons.